This is a messenger RNA of Pedinophyceae sp. YPF-701, 1101 nucleotides long. The record is from the annotation of a GenBank genome assembly. NCBI's taxonomy places the organism in Eukaryota, Viridiplantae, Chlorophyta, Pedinophyceae.
AUGGGCGCGCUGUCGAUCGCGGGGACGACCGCGCGGCUCCGGGCGCGCGGCGCAGGCGCCGCGCAUGUCCCGCACAAGGGCGCCUUCAUGCCGGGGCAGGUCGAGGCGCUGAGACCGGGGCCGAAGCGCGUGCUGGAGGAGCCGCCGCUGAUGGAGGUGAACGCGCACGAAUACAGGAACAGCGCGGUGGAGCAGCGGCCUCCUGCGAAGAAGGACGAGGCGGAGCACCCGCAGUCAGAGGAGAGCAGAGCCAGGAUGGCGCGGACGGGGGAGCUGCUCGAACAGGCCGAGGCUCGGCGUACGGAGUACCAUCGCACGCUCGCGGAGCUCGGCAGCGGCGGGAACGCGCACGCGCGGCAGUCGAGGCGGCGUUCGGGGAUGGAGACUGCGGGUUCGGCGUACCUGCGCCCGCGGCCGCGCGUGCAGCUCACCGACCACCGGAACCCCGGCGCGCACCGCGAGGAGUUCCUGAUCUACGUCCAGGGCGCCGGGUGGAUCGAGCAGCGGGCGGUCGAGAUGCGCGAGCAGGUUGACAGUCGUUUCAUCACUCACCUCGAGGGCAACCUCGGGGAGCCCGUCGCGGGCGGUCCGCGGUCCGGCGCGAACUACGCGGCCGUCGCGCUCGGCGGCGGCGGGCAGCGGUACCGCGCGCGGGAGCAGGCGAAGCUCAUGGCCGUCGCGCAGCUCGCCCAGGCGCUGGGGCUGGCGGGCGGGACCGGCGCGACGAUGCUGGCGCAGAUCCGGAACCUCAGCCGCCAGCGGCCUGCGGCACUCGCGGCGUGCCAGCCGCGUUGGCUCGGGUACGACGCAUCGAACCGCGUGGGGGCGCCGCACACGCCAGACCAAGAUCUGCCGAGCAGGGCCGCGCAGCAGCGCAUUCGCCCGCAGUCGGCGACGCUGCGCGCGCUGACGCGGCCGCCGUCGCCGCGGAAGCGGGGGGGCGCGCCGCAGAAGAAGCCGCAGCCGGAGGUGUUGGCAGCAGUGCCGCCGCCACAUCACCUGCAGACGCUCGGCAAGGGUGUGGACGGGCUGGUGGCGUGGCACGCGGCGGAGACGACCGCGGUGGCUCCGGAGCGACUGCGGGAGCUGCUGCUGGCGUGA